This is a messenger RNA of Soboliphyme baturini, 714 nucleotides long. The record is from the annotation of a GenBank genome assembly. NCBI's taxonomy places the organism in Eukaryota, Metazoa, Nematoda, Enoplea, Dioctophymatida, Soboliphymatidae.
AUGAGUCGGUUGUUCGUCGAACGCUGCCUGUUGGCAGUCAACGAUCCCAUGAUUAAACACCACCUGACGCUGGUCCGUUAUGACGUAGUGAUUGGUCAGAGUUUCGACUUAUGUGCUUACGCGUUGCAGUCGAUGACGAACAGCCGUAAAUUUGUAGCCGUCGCCGCCGGAGUGUACGUGUUGCCGUUCACAGGUCUAGCGGCCGGUGUUCCGGACAAUCCGAGUUUCAUUCCUCAGACGAUGACGACGUACAGCGAUCAUAUGUCUUUUGUCAAACGUCUGGCAAACUCUGUGAUCGCCUCCGUCAUCAGAGUUUUAGUUCGAACCAAGCUGUUAAAAUAUCAGUGCGAGAUGAUGCGGAAUGUUUCUCGUAGCAUCGACGACGCCUGCUGGUCGGUCAUGAAAACAACGACAGCGCUGAUGCUCAACGGAGAUGGUCCAAUCGACUUUCCACGACCGUUGGUUCCGCGAAUGUACUAUAUGAGUGACCUGGAGAUAGAAAGUCAGGUGGUGCUGAGUAAGCGGAUAUACGCAUUAAGAAAAGCGCAGAGCUAUCAACAGACCAUCGCCUUGCUGUUGACAACCGUCGAUGUAACCGACGAAGCACUGUGCGAAGACCUGGCGGCAGAGGCAACCAGAGAUGCAAGUGGAAAACUUUAUGUUCUGCGGAUACGAAGUCAAAACUUUGAAAAAAAACGUCGCAACACAGUUUGA